CGGACUCUCGAGCGCUUCCUGUCCCGGUGAAGAGAGACCAGACCCCCAAGCCCAAGCCCAAGCCCAGGAGACAGCUCAACCGACGAGACUCGCAGGGGAACGAGAAGAGAAAGAAGCUCGUGCGAAUUCCGAGCAGCACCGUCGCCAAUUCCCUGCGUGGCCGAAUUGCUGGCGCCGCGCGGAGUGGGUCUACGAUGGCAACGUCGACGAUGGUCGUCGCAGCAGGGAGCUGUCUGGGCGCGAGGGUAGCAGCAGCAGCAGCCCCUGCCCCCGCUCCAGCCGUGGGGCUCCCGGGGCUUCGGUUCGCCGCCAACAGCGAGCGCGAGCGCAAGCGCAAGCCCAACAUCCUCAAGCUCGAGUCGCAAUUCGUACCGGCAUUCAACGUAUCGAUCCGCAGGCGGGGGCAGGGGCUGUCUACGCGGGGGUUGAGGAGUGCGGGGGUUAGGAGCGCGGCAUCGGAUCCGGAGCAGCUGAGAGCCGCGAGGGAGGACGUGAAGAAGCUGCUGGCGGAGAAGAAGUGCCACCCGAUCCUCAUCCGGUUGGGGUGGCACGACGCGGGCAGCUACGACAAGAACAUCGCGGAAUUCCCCCGGCGCGGGGGGGCAAACGGGAGCCUGCGCUUCUCGCCGGAGCUAGGGCACGGUGCCAACGCGGGGCUUAUCAAUGCCGUGAAGCUGCUGGAGCCCGUGAAGGCGAAGUACGCCGGCAUCACGUACGCCGAUCUGUUCCAGCUGGCCAGUGCCACGGCCAUCGAGGAGCUCGGCGGGCCCAAAAUCCCCAUGCGCUAUGGGCGCGUGGACACCAAGUCGCCGGAGGAGUGCGCCAUCGAGGGCAAUCUGCCGGACGCCGGCCCGCCCAACCCCGCCGACCACCUGCGCAAGGUGUUCUACCGCAUGGGCUUGAACGACCGGGAGAUCGUGGCGCUCUCCGGUGCGCACACCGUUGGGCGCUCGCGCCCCGAGCGCAGCGGCUGGGGCAAAAAGGAGACUAAGUACACGACGGGGGCUAAUAUCGGAGCCCCCGGGGGGCAGUCGUGGACGGCCGAGUGGCUCAAGUUCGACAACUCCUACUUCCGCGACAUCAAAGCGCAGAGCGACGAGGAUUUGCUCGUGCUCCCGACGGACAAAGUGCUGGCGGAGGACCCGGAAUUCAAGAAGUUCACCGACAAGUACGCCGAGGAUCAGAACGCCUUCUUCGCCGAUUACGCGCUGGCGCACGCGAAGCUGAGCGAGCUCGGGUCCAAGUUCGACCCGGAGGAGGGCAUUUUCAUCGACCAGGAGGCGCCGCCCAAGAAGGAGCCGGUGGUGGAGAAAUUCGUCGCGGCCAAGUACUCCUCCGGCGAUCGCCAGAGCGAGCUCUCCGACUCGAUGAAAGCCAAGAUGCGAGCCGAGUAUCUCGCCGUCGGUGGAAGCCCCGACCGACCUCUCGGGUCCAACUACUUCCUCAACAUUAUCAUCGUCAUCGCCGUUCUUGCCGUCCUCGCCUCUUUCGCCACGCAAUCUUGAGGUGUACAUUUCAUUAUCAUCGUCGUCUGUCUGGUCUCGGUCUCGGUCUGGGUCUCUCUGGAGGACAUUAUCAAAAUUGAAGGAGACGUCGUGUGAUUCUCUACUAAUUUGUAAAAUGUGUAGAUCUCUGCAAGAGCUAUUUUUGUAAAGUAGACAAUUGUCCUUCAUUUCCCGUCGGCAGACAUCUGACCUUCCCAGUCUUGAGGGCAUAAUCUUUUUCGCGGGAUCGUCGGUCGUCUUGUUUCAUGAAGCGAUGAAGCGAGGACUGUAGAAAAGCCCAAAUGCAGGUUUGUAGUCCCUACCGCACUCGGAACGGCUGGUGAGGCAUUUCCUGAAUUGGGGGAGAUUUAGGAUGUAAUGAAGAGUUGGAGAAAAUCGAUUUAGCCGGAAAUUCAAAGAUAUUUCAGUGUGUAUGUAUUUGUAAUGAAACAAACUUUCGACUCCUUU
Molecule: messenger RNA, 1952 nt
Organism: Marchantia polymorpha subsp. ruderalis
Lineage: Eukaryota; Viridiplantae; Streptophyta; Marchantiopsida; Marchantiales; Marchantiaceae
Source: the annotation of a GenBank genome assembly